AUGAAGUUCACCACCGUCGCACUCGCCGGUCUGGCCACUGUCGCCAUGGCCUCCCCCUGCCGCCGAGGCCAACCCUGCACCCCAACCUCAGCCCGAGGCUNNGAUCCUGCCUUCUCUUCUUGGGGCAAGAAGUACCAUCCUCACAUCUGGAACGGAUGGGGCGACGCUCCUGGACAAGUCUACCGUCGUGAGGCCGACCCUGCUUUCUCCUCAUGGGGAAAGAAGUACCACCCUCACAUCUGGAACGGUUGGGGCGAUGCCCCUGGCCAGGUCUACCGUCGUGAUGCCGAGGCCGCUGGCACCGCCUCUGCUACCGGAGCUGCCAAGCCUGCUGAGACCGGCCUCUCUCCUGAGGAGGAGGAGAAGGCCAACUUCAACAACUUCGAGCGCCGCGACCCUGCCUUCAGCUCUUGGGGCAAGAAGUACCACCCUCACAUCUGGAACGGUUGGGGUGAUGCUCCCGGUCAAGUCUACUAG
Aureobasidium uvarum is the source of this 477-nucleotide messenger RNA. NCBI's taxonomy places the organism in Eukaryota, Fungi, Ascomycota, Dothideomycetes, Dothideales, Saccotheciaceae. The record is from the annotation of a GenBank genome assembly.